AUGGUAAGGUUUAAGGUUUUUGGCGUGAGGGUUAAAAGAGACCACGCCGCCACCUGGAAGAGGACGCCGCACCUCCUGCACUCCAAGCCGCCCACCACCGAGCUUCGACCCGCCGACGGCACCGCGCCCCUGCAGACCUUCCCGCGGACCGCCGAUCUCCCUUUUCCCCCCGCCGAGGACCCGGGACACAGCGACGCCGCACCUCCUGCACUUCAAGCCGCCCACCACCGAGCUUCGACCCGCCGACGGCACCGCGCCCCAGCAGACCUUCCCGCGGACCGCCGAUCUCCCUUUUCCCCCCGCCGAGGACCCGGGACACAGCGACGCCGCACCUCCUGCACUUCAAGCCGCCCACCACCGAGCUUCGACCCGCCGACGGCACCGCGCCCCAGCAGACCUUCCCGCGGACCGCCGAUCUCUCCUUUUUCCACCCGCCGAGGACCCCGGACACACCGCCGCCGACUACACUACCGCCGGACAGCGCCGACCACCCCUGCCGCCGCCGCGGCUGGACGACUGGAUUUCUUUUUCCCCCACCUCCACCAGAUUUUAGACUACUGGAAAAGAGACAUCUCACAUCAGAAACAACAUAGGACCACUAGGGUAAGUCUACAAAAAACCUCUCAAACACCUCAAAAUAUUCUCAGAAUAGCAACUACCAAACUAGCAUACAACUAA
Xyrichtys novacula (pearly razorfish) is the source of this 678-nucleotide messenger RNA. Lineage: Eukaryota; Metazoa; Chordata; Actinopteri; Labriformes; Labridae. The record is from the annotation of a GenBank genome assembly.